AUGCUUGACCCCAUUAACCCACAUCUCAAAGCAGAGAUACUCAGUUAUGGUGAUUUUGCACAGCAGUGCUAUGAUUCAUUUGACAACACUUAUUCUUCAAAAUACUAUGGAAAUUCUAAGAGCAGCAAAAGUUCGCUGGGGCGUAGAUUGGAAUUGCUCAGAAGUGGGCGUGGUUAUCAGCCGAAAUCGGGGUAUAGCGGUGCUUGGAUGGGAUAUAUUGCUGUUUGCACAGACCCAAAGGAGAUAAAGAGAUUGGGAAGACGGAAUAUAGUUGUUGCAUGGAGGGGAACUGAAACACCUCAAGAAUGGAUGCAAAAUAUGAAGGAUAUAUUAGUCCCUGGUACCUUAUCUCAGAGCACACAGUGUCCCGACAUACAAACAACUUUCAAACCAGGUGUUCAAACAGAGAAGGGAUUUUUGAGCUGUUACAACUCUGUAUAUGGAGACUCUGUGAGAUCUAGACACAGUGCAAGAGAUAUUGUGGUGACCGAAAUAACAAGGUUAUUGAAUGAGUACAAAGAUGAAGAAGAUCUAAGCAUAACAUUCACUGGACAUAGUUUGGGUGCUGCGUUAGCAACUCUAAGUGCAUAUGAUAUCAAACAGAUUACCAUGAAAGAAAAUGAUAGGAAAUCAAUACCUGCCGCAGUUUUUGCCUUUGCUUCUCCACGUAUAGGAAAUCUAGCUUUUUCCGAACAUUUGCAGGAGAUUGGAGUUAAAGUGCUGCGCUUGGUAAAUACAUGGGACGUCGUUCCCAAAGUUCCUGGAGUUUUUCUCAACGAGAACAUGGGAUGGCUUACCAGAUUCCUGCAUUGGUUUCCCUGGACAUAUGUUCAUGUGGGAGUCCACAUUACUUUGGAUAGUAGCAGAUCUCCAGUGCUGAAGAAAUCGUAUAAUCCAGCCAGUUUCCACAAUUUAGAGGUUUAUCUCCACUUGCUUGAUGGGUUUCAAGGAAAUAACAAGCUGCCUUUCAAGCCAUCUGGAAGAGAUCCAGGUCUGGUGAACAAAUACGCCGAUUUGCUCAUUGAAAAGCUUCAAAUCCCUUCCAACUUGUGGGUAAGGAGAAAUAAAGAGAUUGUAAAACGGAUAGACGGGUUGUUGGUAUACUCUCCUACGACUCCCAGUCCUGUUCCCCUAACUCCUCGCCUCCUCUAUAUGCGCCCCAGUAAUUCCAAUUCACUCCCAGUUUAUAACUCAUCAAAUUGUAAUUGUCAAAUUCUCGCUCUUUCCUAA
Cryptomeria japonica (Japanese cedar) is the source of this 1230-nucleotide messenger RNA. RefSeq names its product phospholipase A1-Igamma2, chloroplastic-like. The transcript is spliced from 2 exons. The record is from RefSeq and is a predicted model, not a curated record. The coding region runs from base 1 to 1230 and encodes 409 amino acids. Gene Ontology annotation, molecular function: glycerophospholipase activity. Gene Ontology annotation, biological process: lipid metabolic process. Lineage: Eukaryota; Viridiplantae; Streptophyta; Pinopsida; Cupressales; Cupressaceae.